AUGCUGUUUUGUGUAAAUAAAGAUGGGCAAAAAGAAAACUCUCGGAAAAAGAAAACAAUUAAAACGUCUAAGAGAACAACUCCGUAUUUUGAACGAAGGAAAAAAAAAAAACCAAACAUUUCAUUCAUUGAGCUUGAGAAUGUGACGAAUAAAACGGCGCCCACGGUAUUAGAGAAUGGACUGCACGAAGACGGAUCGGCACGCGGCGCGAGCGACUCGAGCGGCGCGCCGGCGGUGCGCACGUCGUUGUCGGCGGCGGCGGCUGGCCAUUUGGAACAGGGAAAAGGGGACUCGUCGCUAUCUAUUGACAGUACGGACAAGUUUCCAGACGAAGAGCACACGUCAGAUAGAAAUCAUGCAGAAAUCAAUGAAGAAUCAGACGAAAGAAGAAUCAUAGACCUUAAAUAUUUUCUAAAAGAAUUAAAAACAAUUUCGAACCACUCAACAGCCUUCGGUUGCGGUAUAAAUAAUUUGGAGUUGAUAGGGGGAGAAAAGGUUAGGUUUGAUUUCAAAAUUAAAAUUCAAAUGCAAUAUGUGUAA
Messenger RNA from Parnassius apollo (apollo), 540 nucleotides. The record is from the annotation of a GenBank genome assembly. Lineage: Eukaryota; Metazoa; Arthropoda; Insecta; Lepidoptera; Papilionidae.